Messenger RNA from Apodemus sylvaticus (European woodmouse), 2208 nucleotides. It is a transcript of the gene Arid5a, whose product is annotated as AT-rich interaction domain 5A. Gene Ontology annotation, molecular function: transcription cis-regulatory region binding. Bases 103 to 1872 code for a protein of 589 amino acids. The record is from RefSeq and is a predicted model, not a curated record. Gene Ontology annotation, biological process: regulation of transcription by RNA polymerase II. Gene Ontology annotation, cellular component: nucleus. Lineage: Eukaryota; Metazoa; Chordata; Mammalia; Rodentia; Muridae. The transcript has 7 exons.
GGCAGUCGAGCGGCGCCGGGAGUCAGUCGCGCCGAGAGCGCUGGACAGGAGGGCUGCGUGUGUCGAGGGUCACCGCACAGCGCCGCGCGAUCUCGCUGGGUCAUGGCAGCACCUCCAGCCAAAGGGAAAGCAGAGCAGUCAGAGGAGGGUGACCUGGAGCACCGUGUGUCCCCCAAGCCCGGAGAUGAGCAGAGCAGGAGCCGGAGCCCCAUUCAGCUCCAGGACUCCCCUGAGGCAGAUGGGGAGCAGGAGGAGGAACAGGCCUUCCUGGUCAGCCUCUACAAGUUCAUGAAGGAGCGGCACACACCCAUCGAGAGGGUGCCCCAUCUUGGCUUCAAGCAGAUUAACCUGUGGAAGAUCUACAAGGCAGUGGAGAAGCUGGGGGCCUAUGAGCUGGUGACAGGCCGCCGCCUCUGGAAGAAUGUGUAUGAUGAACUUGGAGGUAGUCCGGGGAGCACCAGUGCAGCCACAUGCACACGCCGCCAUUAUGAGAGGCUGGUCCUCCCCUAUGUGCGGCAUCUGAAGGGGGAAGACGACAAACCACUGCCUCCUGCCAAGCCCAGGAAGCAAUACAAGAUGGCCAAGGAGCUGCGGGGAGACGAUGGGACCACUGAGAAGCUGAAGAAGGCCAAGGACUCCGAGGAGAGGCAGGUGGACCAGAUCAUGCCAGGAAAGACCAAAUCAGUCGCCGCUGACCAGACACAGCUUCCCUGCCAGGGAUCCUCAAGGGAUAGCACAGCAGAGCUGGGCCCAGUGUCCGGGCCCUCUCCACCACUCAUGGGUGCCAAUGGCUGCCCCGAGGCCUACAAGCGGCUCUUGGCCAGCUUUUACUGCAAAGGGGCUCAUGGCAUCAUGUCGCCACUGGCCAAAAAGAAACUCCUGGCCCAGGUCAGCAAGGCAGAGGCCUUGCAGUGCCAAGAAGAGGGUUGCCGCCACGGAGCCAGGAGCCCCGGCCAGGACCACCAAGAACGUCCCCAGAACCUAAGAGGGCCGGCUGAGAACCCUGAACACCAGCUAAGGCCCGAGGAAGGAGCGCAGGCCCCCGGCGGGAGCACCAGGAUGGAGGCCCAAGUGGGCUCCUGCCCUCCAGCCCCCGUGUACUCCGGCUGUUUUCACACGUACCCCACUGAGGUGCUGAAGCCGGCCAGCCAGCACCCCAGGGACUUCUUCUCCAGCCUUAAAGACAGGGUGCUAUUGGGACCACCUGGUAAAGAAGAAGGUCCGACAACCAAAGAGUCCCAGCUGGUGUGGGGUGGGGAUGCCAACCGGCCCUCUGCAUUCCAUAAAGGCAGCAUAAGAAAAACAGGUUUCUACCCCAAGCCCAAAGCCUGCUGGGUGUCCCCCAUGGCCAAAGUCCCUGCUGAGAGUCCUGGAGCCCCACCCCCUCAUCCCAGUAGCCCAGGUCUCGGCCAUAAGCGCGGCUUGGAAGAAGAGGGAUUUGCUCAUGGAGGCAAGAAACUGAGGGCAGUGUCUCCCUUUCUGAAGGAGGUGGAUGCCAAGGAGUGCGGGGGCAAGCCUGCAGCCCCCGGCUCGGCUGUGUCCUGUCUGCUAGGCCCAAGCCUGGGGUCCACUCCUCCUGAGGCCUACAGGGGCACCAUGCUGCGGUGUCCUCUGAACUUCACCAGUAGCCCGGACCCUCUGAAGGGCCAGGCCUCACUCCCCUUCAGCCCCCUGGUUAUCCCUGCUUUCCCAGCCCACCUCCUCGCCACAACAGGCCCCGCGCCCAUGACUGCCAGCCUGAUGCAUUUCCCAUCCAUGCCCUAUGACACUGUCCUCCGCAACAGACUGGCUCCAGCUUCGUCUGCCUGGCACAUGCCGCCCGUCACAAGCUAUGCGACGCCCCACUUCUUCCACCUCAACACCAAACUGUAGGCCAGAGCCUAUCCUGCUAUGCUGUGGAGGAUUUGACGGGCCCUCAGAUGGGCAGGUGCUGCCGUGUGUGUCUCGGGCCCAAGCUAACUGCCCAGAUUCCCAGGCCUGGUAGCCUCCCCAAGUCUGUGUCUCCCUGGCACAGACAGGGGCGGGCAGUGGGCUUGUCUGAAUGUAGCAGCUUGUGCCCAAAGCCAAGGGCCCAAGUUGUGGUAAGAUAACAAAAGUAUCCAAGCUGGUAACCUCUCUGCAGAGAGACCGGGAAGCUAGUUGGCAGCUCAAGGCAUCCAGGUUGGCCACGAAAGACCCAAUAAAAAGACACUGGUGUGAUUGCCCUCA